Neltuma alba is the source of this 1506-nucleotide messenger RNA. RefSeq names its product endoglucanase 16. Gene Ontology annotation, biological process: carbohydrate metabolic process. Gene Ontology annotation, molecular function: hydrolase activity, hydrolyzing O-glycosyl compounds. The transcript is spliced from 9 exons. The coding region runs from base 1 to 1506 and encodes 501 amino acids. The record is from RefSeq and is a predicted model, not a curated record. Lineage: Eukaryota; Viridiplantae; Streptophyta; Magnoliopsida; Fabales; Fabaceae.
AUGCUGGCUAUUGAAAGAUUCAUUCUGGGGCUAAUGGGUACUCGUAGAGCAUUAUUGGCCAUAAUCUUCACAUGGCUUGCUGUGUUUGAAGGAUGUUCAAAUGUCGUCAGUGGCGAGUUUAAUUAUAAAGACGCUCUCACCAAGUCCCUCGUAUUUCUGGAGGCUCAACGCUCAGGCAAGCUCCCUCCCAAUAACAGAGUGCCUUGGAGAGGGGACUCCGCACUUGACGACGGAAAACUCGCUAACGUGGACCUCUCUGGAGGAUAUUAUGAUGCAGGAGACAACGUCAAAUAUGGUUUUCCCUUGGCUUUCACAGUUACUACUCUGUCAUGGGCUGCAGUUUAUUUCAAGGAUGAGAUUCAAGCUGCCAAGGAAAUGGAUAAUGUUCGAGACGCCAUCAAAUGGGGAACCGAUUAUUUGCUCAAAUGUGCUUCCCGACGCGAUCGAUUAUAUGUGCAGGUGGGGGACCCAGAGGAGGAUCACCAUUGUUGGGUUCGACCAGAAAAAAUGAAGACAAAAAGAACAGUUUUGCAAAUUGGUGAUGGCACGCCCGGUUCAGAGAUUGCAGCUGAAACUGCAGCAGCAAUGGCUUCUUCUUCUAUUGUUUUCAGGAGUACCGAUCGUGCUUACGCUCGAAGUCUCCUCAACAAGGCCAAGCUGCUUUUCAAAAUGGCGAAAGAACACAAGGGAACUUAUGAUGGAGAAUGUCCCUUCUACUGCUCUUUCUCUGGCUACAAUGAUGAGUUGUUGUGGGCAGCAACAUGGCUAUAUAUCGCAACCAAAAAACCAUUGUAUUUGAAGUACAUUCAGGAGGAAGCCAUUAGUGCUUAUGUGAAUGAGUUUAGCUGGGAUCUCAAAUACGCAGGAGCUCAAGUGCUUAUCACUAGGUUACUUUAUGAAGGAGUCCCAAAAUUGGAUACAUUCAAAUAUCAAGCCGAUAGUUUCAUAUGCUCCGUCCAUCCCGAGAGUCCCUACAGUCAGAUUAAAUUAACUCCCGGUGGCGUCAUUCACUUGAGGGACGGAGCCAACACGCAAUAUGUGACCGGCACGGCAAUGGUCUUCACCUUUUACGGCGACAUUCUGGAAGAACACAAACAAACAAUCACUUGUGGAACUAAAACAUUCACCUCGGCCGACCUCUUUAAAUUCGCCAAGGGCCAAGUAAUAAUUAAUCACAUGGAUUACAUUCUGGGGAAGAACCCAGAAGGAAGAUCUAUAAUGGUUGGAUUCGGGAACAACCCACCAAAACAAGCCCACCACAGAGGAGCAUCGGUGCCGAUGUCGGCGGCGAACGAGGAGGUGACCUGUCCGGAUAGCUUCAUCAAAUGGUUACAACGUGACGGACCAAACCCUAACGAGCUCACCGGCGCCAUACUGGGAGGACCCGACAAAAACGAUCACUUCGACGACAAACGUACGGAUUCCGCAGCCACUGAACCAUGCACGUACGUCAACUCUCUCGCCGUCGGUCCUCUUGCAAAGCUCGCAUUCAUCUAUAAUAAAUAA